UAAAAACUCAGUGCUGUUUUCUGCAUUAGACGGAUGUUAAGCAUGCUGGGACAGGACUGAUUCAUGAUGGAUCCAGAGGAGGCAGAACUACAGAACGACUACCGUUAUCGCAGUUAUGCGGCUGUCAUCGAGAAGGCACUGCGCAACUUUGAGUCGUCCAGUGAGUGGGCCGACCUAAUCUCCUCUCUCGGGAAACUCAUUAAGGCCCUGCAGAGUAAUCUGAAGUACUCUCUGUUGCCGAGACGGCUGAUCAUUGGAAAGAGAUUGGCUCAAUGCCUGCACCCGGCUCUGCCCAGCGGCGUCCAUCUCAAAGCACUGGAGACCUAUGAAGUCAUCUUCAAAAUCAUUGGCACAAAAUGGCUGGCCAAGGAUCUUUUUAUUUACAGCUCGGGACUGUUCCCCCUGCUCGGCCAUGCAGCAAUGACAGUGAAGACGGCACUACUGACUAUAUACGAGCGCUACUUCUUGCCCCUUCAAAAAGCUCUACUACCAAGUUUGCAGGCCUUCGUCAUGGGUCUUCUGCCUGGCCUGGAGGAGGGCCUGGAGGUCUAUGACAGGACGGAUGCACUGCUAGUGAAAUUGUCCCUACUUGUGGGUCAGUCAGUGUUUUAUGGAGCUCUGUGGGGGUCAGUGCUUGUGUGUCCAAUGGUGCGGCUUCCUGCCUCUCUCUUUAUCGUCACACAUUUUGAUCGUAUGGCCACUGGUCGGGAGCAGAAAUACAUGCUGGGAAAUGACCCUAAACUAGCUGUGAAGGCGAUGUGUCUUUCUCUGCAGGACACUAAUGUACUGGUUCAGAGGAACAUGCUGGAGAUUCUUCUCUACUUUUUCCCUUUUGUGACAUGUCUGGAUCCUGGGAAGUGUUCUGUCCCUCUGAAACAUGAAGAGAUGAUCAGAGUCGUGGCUGCUGCUUCUCUCACUCUGCUCAGGAGAGAUAUGUCACUCAACCGCCGUCUCUACGCUUGGCUUCUAGGUCUUGACAUUAAGGGCAUGGUACCUCCAGACACAAGCCUGCACACUACAAUAGAAGAGCAUUCAGAAUAUUACUUCAACACACACUCCAGAGACCUUCUGGUACAGGCCCUGAUGAAUAUUCUGCAGCAGAAGGAUAUACAGAAGGACCCGGAGAACAUCAUGAACUAUUUAAGACCAUUCCGCCUCAUGAUCAGUUUACUGGACAAAUCAGAGAUUGGGCCACUGAUCAUAUCUGAUGUCUUGCUGGAGGUCAUCAGGGCAUUUUAUAGUUAUUGUAAAGAGCUGCUGGGAGAGGAGUCACUUAACUCCAGUCUGUCUGGAAACCAGCUUACAAGUAAAAUUAAAGAUAACAAAAAAUUUUCUGAGAUCAUCAAGACAGUCAAUAUGCUGGUGGGAGCCAUGAGCAGUGAAUACCUGUGGGACUACAUGACCCAGUGCUUUCAUACUUGUCUUAGCAUGUUAAGUAAUCCAGCAGCUACAGCUUCAUCUAAAACCUGGAGUCAUUCUCCAUCAGUGACAGAGCUUUCUACCCUCAUCAUCUUUCUUCUGGAUGUUAUUCCUCUGGAAAUUUACACUGAGAUUCAAACGCUGUACCUGCCCCAGAUGCUGGGUAGCAUGUUGCAGUCCUUGCAUGCUCACAUGGCUCCUCUCAACCUGGCUGAACUUACACAUGCUUUAAGGGCUUGUUUUAAAGUGCUCAGUAAGAUCCAGAUGCCCGUGAGCUAUAUGGAUAUGGAUGCAGAGUCACAGAAUUACAAUGUGGAGAAAAAACAGGCUGUGAUAACAGACAGUAAGGACGUUGAGACUGGGGACCAAUCCACCAAUAGCAAUGGUGAUAAAUUACAAGAAUUACAAGAAGAUGAAGUAACCACGAACGGCCAAGCUGACCAUGAGGCGGGUUCUGAGCCAUCAGCAUUUCCAUCCAUGCUUUCUGAGGAUAGUGGAUUGGGGCUCAGUGCCUCAACUUCUGAGCAACAGCUUCCUCCUGGUCACCAGUCAUCCAGUCCUGCUUUAAGUGUUUGUGUCAAGGCUGAGGAUGUGUGGAGGAAAGGAGGGAGUGUGGAAAAUAUGUCCAAAUGCAUACAAGCUAUACUGGAAGGUGUCAUUACUAGGCACCUGUUGUUGGUUGUUGAUCCAGUAAAGCAGAAGGAACAGGAAGAGGUGGCUCAGCAUGAGCAGCGCGGCUCUCGACGGGGUCGGUCACACCUCUCAUCCGGAUACAAAGGCAGCCAGGACCUGGUGCUGAUCAAAGACAGAUUGGCCUUGCUCUUCAGCCCUGCCAAGCAGCGAGCGCAGCGUCAAAAAGGCAGUGACAGUGAUGAGGGAAAAAGUGUUGGACCAGCGCUGCUACAAUGGACAGAGGGAUUCCAGGCCCGAGGGAAAGCAGAAAUCAGUGAGCACCGUCGAAACGCUUUUACUGCUGCUUGUCACCUGCUGCUGGAGAGCACCACGUUCCCUGUCUACUACACUGAGGAGGAAAACCAAGAACUAUACGACAGCAUAUUUAUUAACACCAAGGGCAAUGAGGAGGGAACCCUUCCUGAGUGGCUGAGGUCCUUAAUGACUCUUUGUUGCAUUUCUAAAGACUACCAGGUUCAACAUGUAGCAGUUUCCUCUCUUCUGGAGCUGAUAAACCACUCUCAGUCUUUAGCACUGGUCAUCCAGGACAAGAACCAGCGCUACAAGAGAUCAGAGACCAAUCCUCUGAGUGGACAGCUGCAAAUGGUCACACUGCCCCCCAUCUACCCAGCACUGCUUAAAACAAUGGAGCUACGCACAGAUUUUUAUCAGAGGGCAGCUCAGGUGCUGUGGACUCAGAUAGACACUGAGCGAAGAGAGCAACAUAUCUCCGGUGUGGAGCUCUUCUAUCGGCUGCAUUGCCUGGCACCAUCCACCGCCAUCUGUGAGGACAUCAUCUGCAUGGCUUUGCUCAGCAGAGACAAGGUUGUACGUUUGGAGGCUCUGCAUAGAUUUUCUGUUUUGUGGCACCUGAUGCGAGAAGUCCAGACGAACCGCAUCACUUCAUUAAACCGCUCCUUUGACAGGUCUUUGUUUGUGGUGUUGGACUGUUUAAACAGUCAGGAUGGCAGCAUUAGUACAGUUGGACAGAGCUGGCUGCUGCGAGCGCUCUCGCUCGGUGAUGUUGUUCGCAUCCUGGAACCUGUUCUGCUUUUACUGUUGGACACGAGGACUCAGAAAACAGCCAUUCAGCACGUCAAGCACAACCUCUCUGCUGGUAAUUGGAGUGUAUUGAGUUUUAGAGAGCGGACUGAUACAAAGAGCAGUGGAGACUGCAUGGCAGGAAUGAGCCAACCAGAAGACAGCCUGCUGGCUAACAUCGUUGUGAUAGACCGGGAGGCCAUGUGGCAUGACCUGCAGAAUAAUCCAACUAUGCAGGAUUCCCCAACUAUGUCCCGCAGCGAAAGUGAGGAAACUGAAGGAGAGGAUGAUGAGGGCCAAGAAGAAGAAGAGAGCGAGCACACCGAGUCAGCUGACACAAGCGGUGCCCAAAACUCUGAAGAAAACUCAAGCUCUGGAUCCACGCCUUACCUGCAGCGCUCUGUUGAUGAGCAGGGGGGUGUGGUCAAUGGUUUGAUAAGAGUGGACUCUGAGCGUACACAGGCCUCUGAUUCACUGUCAAGUGAUGAAGACGACGGGCAGCUUGAAGCCCUGGCCAAGUCCCGUCUCUUAAAGCAUCAACGUGAGAAACAAGAGGCGAUAGAUUCCCUGUUCAAGCAUGUUCUGCUUUACCGGCAACCAUACGACUGUGGCCGGAUUCUGUAUGCAUUUUCGGUGGUGGAGACACUGUUAAGGAGCAGUGCGGGUCCAUUAGUGGAAGCACUAGGUAACACAGCUCUGGACUGCAGCUCCACUGCCCACCUUAAUCUUAUCCAAAACCUACUGCAGAGGCACAGGCAAGCUCAAGAAGGUGGUAGCUUCUAUGGUCCCCUUCAGAACUCCACCCCUCCUAAAGCUGGCACACCAGAGCAACCUCCUUCCUCUCCACUUUCCUCACCUGUACCCCAUCCUGCCUUUCUCCUGGAGAUCCUGAUAUGUCUUUGUUUGCGCUUUCUGCGGUCUCACUUUCCAACCUAUGUUAAAGUGAAUGCCCGCCAGCUUCAGGAGAACAGGGAGGUACAAGUUAAGAGUGUGGAGGUCCUGACAGCGCUGGUGGCUCAGCUUGUGACAGUAGCUCAGCAGGCUCAAACAGGGGAUUCAGGCACCAAUGGAAACCAUAAAGUUAUACUAAACCUUCUUUUGGGCAGUAAGUUACAGCAGUACGUUCUUCUUAUGCUCUCGGCUUCCAUGUAUGUCUGCCAGCGUGCUGAGACACCUAACUACCAGCUAUCGACCAAAGAAGAACGGGGGGACUGUGAUGAAGAAAUCUCAGAAGAGAGUUUGGUCCAUUUUGGACGAGAUGGAAGCUGGGCUGAACAUCCCCUCCAGAUUGCCCUCCUGAAGCUGCUCAAGGUUCUCAUUGUGCUGGAGCAUAUUGUUUCUUCACCACAAUCCAAAACACAGUCCCAAGGGGACAAUCAACUCCAGCAGUCCCGGGAGGAUGCGCCUUCUUCAGCCCUAGCACGGGAGUGGCAGACCACCAUAAUGUUCCAGCAGUCCAUCAAGGCCGUUUGCUAUGUUGCCAGUCAACCUAUUACGUCACAGGGCAUGUUUGUGACAGCGGCAGCCAGGGCUCUGUGCCCACAGUAUGGCUAUACCAUGCACCCAGCCUGGGUGACACUGCUGUGUGAGAUUUUACCUUUUCUUGGCCGCUCAUUGGCCAUCAUUGUGGCCCCUGUCAUCACUCAGAUCUGCAGGAAUUUGGAAGAGCUGGUUAAGCAGCAUGAGCAUGAUGGAUUCAAGGCAACCCACAGCAGUAACUUGAAGAAGGAGAACAUUGCACCUGACUAUCCUCUCACUCUACUGGAGGGACUUACUACCAUCACUCACUACUGCCUUCUGGAACACAAAAAGUCUGCAGCUUGUGAUGGUACAGACAUACGCAAUGCUUGCAAUGCCAUUCUGGAGCAGUUUCCUCAUAUGGUCAGCACCAUGGCCAUGCUUUGGGCCAAAGUGAAGGGAACUGAUUCCUCCCACAGCAGCCGAUCCUCACCCACCUCUGUUUAUUUCAAAAGCACAAAGAUCCUGAAACAGAAGGUGCUGGGGUUCUUGACACCAUUGGCUCAGCAGUAUGGGGUACAGAUUAUGGCCUCUGUAGCUACCGUGUGGAAUAGUCGGCGAAGCCGAAAGAAACACUUAAAAAAUAAGAUCCUACCAGUUGCCAGUGAUUCACAGAUGACCAUUGUGGGCUUGGUGAAGUCACUGAACACACUUCGAACAGAUACCAUAUUGCAGCUUGUCAGGGAGGUAGUGAAAAAACCUCAUCAAAUCAAGGGGGACCAGCAAAGGCCAACCUUAGUUGAUGUACCUGUGCUACAGUUCUGCUAUGCCUACAUACAGAGUCUUCCUCCUCAGGCUCUUCAGGAGAACAUCAUAGUUCUUCUCUCUUUACUCAAAGAGUCUGUGCAGCUUAACCUUGCCCCACCCGGCUACUUUCUGCUUCUGGGCAUCCUCCAUGAUUUUGUAAACAGACUUCCCAACAUGGAAAACAAGAGGGAUUCUAAAGAGCUGCAGGAAGUGACUCAGCGUAUCUUGGAGUCAGUAGGUUCUGUGGCUGGUUCAUCACUGGAACAGACCAGCUGGCUCAGUCGUAACCUGGAGGUGAAAGCACAGCCUCAGAUCUGCCUGCAGGAGAGUGAAGAUGAUCAUGACGGCAAUGAACUAUAUGAAUCUGUUGGUCAAGGCAGUACCAUGGUGUCAUCCUCUGCUCCAUCCGUAUUCAGUGUGCAAGCUCUGACUCUGCUGGCUGAGGUUUUGGCACCUUUACUGGAUAUGGUGUAUCGCAGUGAUGAGAAGGAGAAAGCAGUGCCUCUCAUCUCCCGCCUCAUGUAUUAUGUAUUUCCCUACAUUAAAAACCACAGUGCCUAUAAUAUGCCCAGUUUUGAUGCCGGCGCUCAGCUGUUGAACAGUCUUAGUGGAUAUGCCUACACUAAACGCGCCUGGAAGAAGGAAGUGCUGGAGCUCUUUAUGGACCCUUUGUUUUUCACUAUGGAAACAUCCUGUGUCUGCCAUUGGAGAUCCAUUGUUGACCAUCUGCUCACUCAUGAGAAGACCAUGUUUAAGGACUUAAUGAGUAUGCAGAGCAGUUCUCUAAAGCUCUUCAACAGUGCUGAGCAAAAGGCCAUGUUACUGAAGCGCCAAGCCUUUGCCAUGUUUAGUGGAGAAACUGACCAGUACCACCUUUACCUGCCUCUAAUACAAGAGCGUCUGACUGAGAACCUGCGGAUGGGCCAGACCCCAGCUGUGUCAGCUCAGAUGUUCCUGAUGUUUCGUGUUCUGUUGUUGAGGAUUUCCCCACAGCACAUGACCUCUCUAUGGCCCAUUAUGGUCACUGAGCUGAUUCGCAUAUUUGCCAGGCUUGAGAAGAAGCUGAUAGUGGACAAAGAGGUUUCAAAAAAUAAACGUCAAGAGAAGAAUGGCCUGGUGUCCUUUCCACAGGCAGAGUUGGACAUGUAUCUGUCAGCCUGCAAGUUUUUGGACACCGCAGUCUCGUUCCCCCCUGAACAAAUGCCUCUCUUUCAAAUGUAUCGGUGGGCAUUUGUACCUGAAGUGGAUGUUGACACUUAUGAUGGACCAGGUACCACUGUGUUAGAGGAGGAAGAGGAGUUUAAACCUCACCUGGUUAAAGUACUGGAAGGCCUUCGGCUUCGAUUCGGGGAGCAAAAUGGAACUGUAGGUGGAUCUAAGUCGUUGGAGUUCCCGCUCCUCACUCUGCACUCGCUCUCCUCCAUUACACAGCUUGUACCAUUCCUCCAAACCCUCUGUUGCUCAUUUAGCAGCUCAACACACUCUGCUUACCCCCAUGCUGAAUACCCUCCAUCUAGCAUCGACAGUGUGCUUCAACGCUUAGAGCUCAUUACCCAGGAGGACUUUCUGGAUGGCAUGGACCCAUAGAGCAGCACAAGAAGUCUCAGACUUUUCCCUGAGAAGCUCAGUGCACAUUUUUCGCUGUUUCUCUGUUUUAACUAAAUGGUGAACAUGUAAGACAUUGUAUUAUUGUAUGUGUCACAUGCCGUAUUGUGGUAUCCAUUAAAAUGUUUAUUUAUUUUCAUAUUAUUUGAAAGUACAGUUUACCCAAAGGGAUUUAGGUUGAAGGUACUAGAUAACUGCUUUUAUGUAAAUAUUGUUGAAUUUCUUUAAUAAAAAUUAAAGUAUGUGGGUUAAUCAUUAUGACCAAUAUUUUUACAAGGUUUUUUUCCUUUUUAUUAAGCAAGAAUUUUGGGUCUGGGCUAUUAUAGUUAGCACAAACUAAAUGCAACUUUACAAAAACAUAAUUAAUAAUGUAUGUGUUAUUAUACUGAAUGAAAAAUAUUUAUAAAUCAAAUAAUAUAAAACAUGAAAUCAUUUGUUUUUUGUUUGUAGACUUCUUGCACGUCUGUCAUUGCUGUUAUCUUUAUGCAUGUACUGUCUGUUACCUAAAACCUAAAAUAGACAGUCAUUAAAAAGGUUAUCCACCCAA
Trichomycterus rosablanca is the source of this 7549-nucleotide messenger RNA. RefSeq names its product DOP1 leucine zipper like protein B (gene dop1b). The transcript has 39 exons. Gene Ontology annotation, cellular component: trans-Golgi network; endosome. The coding region runs from base 64 to 6984 and encodes 2306 amino acids. The record is from RefSeq and is a predicted model, not a curated record. NCBI's taxonomy places the organism in Eukaryota, Metazoa, Chordata, Actinopteri, Siluriformes, Trichomycteridae. Gene Ontology annotation, biological process: Golgi to endosome transport.